AUGGGUCUACUCGAUGUGUUUCAUAAAAAGACACCAGAAGAAUUAGCCAAAGAAUGGAAAUCAAAUUUGCGAGGCGAAGUUCGAAACAUGGACAGAAAUAUUCGGAAAAUUGAAAUGGAAGAAGUGAAAGCAAAGAAGAAUAUCAAGGAUUUACUUCGGAAAGGUCAAGAAGACGGAGCAAAAUUAUUGGCAAGAGAAUUAAUCAAGACUAGAAAAUCAAAAGUGCGAUUGCACAAAACAAAAGCCCAAAUUAAUUCCGUGAUAUUGCAACUUGAUCAACAAUUGCAACAGUUACGAGUGAUGGGAGCAUUGAAAAAAAGUACAGAAGUCAUGCAAGCAAUGAAUCAAAUGAUGAAACUACCAGAACUUAACGAGACCAUUCGAAAUAUGUCAAGAGAAAUGGAGAAGGCAGGACUCAUUGAAGAAAUGGUCGACGAUAUGAUGGACGAUGUUUUGGAAGAUGAGGAUGUUGAAGAAGCUGCCGACGAAGAAGUUAGCUCAGUAUUGGAUGAAGUGCUUGGUAAAAAAUUGAGAUCAACCAAAGUCGGAAAAACAGAAUUGGAAACUGAAGAGCCUGAAGAGGUUGUUGAAGAUGAAGAUGAUAUUGAACUCCAAAAACGGUUGUCGGCAUUGAAAAAUUAA
Messenger RNA from Naegleria lovaniensis, 642 nucleotides. RefSeq lists its product as uncharacterized. Gene Ontology annotation, cellular component: multivesicular body; ESCRT III complex. Gene Ontology annotation, biological process: protein transport; late endosome to vacuole transport; endosome transport via multivesicular body sorting pathway. The transcript has a single exon. The record is from RefSeq and is a predicted model, not a curated record. Bases 1 to 642 code for a protein of 213 amino acids. NCBI's taxonomy places the organism in Eukaryota, Heterolobosea, Eutetramitea, Acrasida, Naegleriidae.